AUGCCAGGCUGUCCUGCGUUCUUGUUGUUCCCGCGCUUCAAAUCGUAUACCCAAGUCAACACCAUGAUGUGGGAUCUACGCGGCAACGAAGCCGCCCAAGAUCGAAGCCGUUCUCCAAAUCCUAGGUUUCCAAUGCCGUCCCCUGGGAUUCCGCCAGCGAGUGAACUACAUCGAUCCCAUGAUCCAUUCCCCAGGCCAUUUGUACCGCUCGCGCUUCCCCCACCAAUUCCCCAUGCAACGCGGCCUCCCCCAUCUCCCUACAUGUCUCUACUCCCACCUCACCCUCUAAUGUCUCAGCCUUCUCGUCCUCCACCACGUCCUCCGCCCAUGCCUGGGCAUCAUCACCAUUCUCAUUCGACUUCUGCCGUACCUCAAACCAUUCGCCGCACCGCCUCGCAGCAGCAGCUCGGUUUCGCACCAACCGCUCAGCCUCCGUCCCACCCACCUCAGCGCACAAGCAGUUCCCACAACGUGCAGCACUCACGUUCUACACAACAUCUACGUCCGCCGACGCCUCACGGUAAUGGUCACCGAUCGCGCGUAAACUCGGCAAGCAGCGCACAUAGGCCUAUCGUUCCUCCUCAGCAGCAGGUGCAGCCACAUCUUCACCAACAGGUUGUGCACCAUAAUGGUCACGUUCAUUUCCAAUAUUCAAAGUGCACCGGGCGGAAGAAAGCGCUCUGUAUUGGAAUCAAUUACAAAGGCCAACGAAAAGAGCUUCGAGGGUGCAUCAACGAUGUACGCAAUGUGAAGCGGUUUUUGACAUCCAAGUGGAACUACAAAGAGGGCGAUAUUGUGACGUUGGUCGAUGAUGCCACCACUUCGAGGCAGAUUCCAACAAGGCGAAACAUUCUGGAUGCAAUGCGUUGGCUUGUGAAGGACGCCCAGCCCCAUGAUGCGCUAUUUUUCCACUACUCGGGCCACGGGGGACAGGUUCCAGAUCAAGAUGGGGAUGAAGUUGAUGGACUUGAUGAAGUGAUAUACCCUGUCGACUACAAGAAGGCCGGAAUAAUUGUUGAUGACGAAAUGCACCGCAUUAUGGUGAAAUCGUUGCCAACUGGCUGUCGUCUGACCGUAAGUCUGAACUCUUGUCACUCAGGAACUGCACUGGAUUUGCCAUACGUUUACCAUCCUAAUGGACGCCUCAAGGGAAGUCCCGUAACUCCUCAGGCUCAAGCACAGAAGGCCACAAGUGCCGACGUUAUAUCAUUCGCUAGCUGUCGCGAUGAUCAAACAAGUGCUGAUACGACACAGAGUGGUAUAGCCGUUGGGGCUAUGAGCUACGCCUUUGUUACGUCUCUAGCAAGGAAGCCAGUACAAAGCUAUCAAGAACUGCUUAAGUCUGUUAGGGACAUUCUGAAACAGGACUAUAAACAGAAACCACAACUGUCGAGCUCGCAUCCGAUCGUAAGCACUUGCGGUUUGUAG
This is a messenger RNA of Suillus paluster, 1428 nucleotides long. Its product is annotated as caspase domain-containing protein. NCBI's taxonomy places the organism in Eukaryota, Fungi, Basidiomycota, Agaricomycetes, Boletales, Suillaceae. The transcript is spliced from 17 exons. Bases 1 to 1428 code for a protein of 475 amino acids. The record is from RefSeq and is a predicted model, not a curated record. Gene Ontology annotation, biological process: proteolysis. Gene Ontology annotation, molecular function: cysteine-type endopeptidase activity.